AUGUCUAUCAUUCAGCAACACACCUCAGCGUCGCUCGGCGACCAAUGGCGCACCAUCAACAUCGACGCCCUCGAGGAGGACUCGCCCUACAACUUUGACACCUCGACGCUGCACCCUCCGCAACCCGAGGUCAGCGAGGCAGAGGUCCGAGGACUCGCGGGCCAGGUCCGUCAGCUCCUUCGCGGCGGCGACCCCGAGGGCGCACUGCGCGGCUGCCUUGAGUUCCCCGUCUACAACGGCCCCGACGCCGCUAAGGACGCCCACCUCCAGACCAUCACCGAAGUCCUCCAGUCCAUCAAGGCGUCCGAGAUGACCCCUCUCCUGAAGAGCAUCUACGGCUCGCCCGGCGGCGCCGAGCUCCUCGACGUGCUGAUGAAGGGAAGGCAACGAUGA
Messenger RNA from Verticillium alfalfae VaMs.102, 393 nucleotides. RefSeq names its product Arp2/3 complex subunit. Gene Ontology annotation, biological process: regulation of actin filament polymerization; Arp2/3 complex-mediated actin nucleation. Gene Ontology annotation, molecular function: actin filament binding. NCBI's taxonomy places the organism in Eukaryota, Fungi, Ascomycota, Sordariomycetes, Glomerellales, Plectosphaerellaceae. Gene Ontology annotation, cellular component: cytoplasm; Arp2/3 protein complex; actin cytoskeleton. The transcript has 3 exons. The coding region runs from base 1 to 393 and encodes 130 amino acids. The record is from RefSeq and is a predicted model, not a curated record.